Messenger RNA from Helianthus annuus (common sunflower), 1260 nucleotides. RefSeq lists its product as uncharacterized. Lineage: Eukaryota; Viridiplantae; Streptophyta; Magnoliopsida; Asterales; Asteraceae. The transcript has a single exon. Gene Ontology annotation, molecular function: zinc ion binding; aspartic-type endopeptidase activity; nucleic acid binding. The coding region runs from base 1 to 1260 and encodes 419 amino acids. The record is from RefSeq and is a predicted model, not a curated record. Gene Ontology annotation, biological process: proteolysis.
AUGGCUGAUGCAAGCAACGUUAAUGAUGAUGAUGAUACUGCUCGUCAAGAAGUAUUUUACAAUAAAGUCACAGAAGUGGCAGAAGGGGUUAUGCAAGCUAAUCUUCCACGAUUAGCUCAAGAAGUAGAAAGUCAGGUGUUGGGAGUUGUGGAUGCCAUGAUGACAAGCAAGAUUGAAGAACUGAUAGAGGGAUCUAAAAGUAAAAGCAAAGAACGACGGUGCACGUAUAAAGAUUUCAUGGCGUGCAAUCCCGCAACGUAUGAUGGUAAAAUCGACCCGAUCGCAUGCCAAAGAUGGAUUUCAAAUAUAGAAGCAGUAUUUAUUCGAAGCCGUUGUGAUAAUGAAGAUAAGGUGAUGUUCGUUACUGGCCAACUCACUCUUCAGGCGAAAGAUUGGUGGGAUGCGCACAGUAAGGAAAUAGGCGAGGAUAGACUUCAAAUUAUGACUUGGCAAGAGUUCAAGGAGCCCUUCAUGAGAUAUCAUUGUCCUCAGUCGGCUAUUGACAAGAUUCAGGAGGAUUUCUUACGCCCCCGGCAGAAAAAUGAGUCAGUAAACGAGAUAUCAAAUGCUUUCAUGGAUAAGAUGAAGUUCUGUGGGGAUUUUGUAACUACCGAAAGAAUGAAGAUCAAUCGUUUCUAUGGCGUGUUAAAGGCAGAAAUUAGAGAGUUCAUCACUCCCUCAAAAUGUGAAACCCUUGAUGAGCUUAUUAAUUUAGCACGGGAUAGAGAGAUUGAAAUUAAAAGGCAAGAAGAGCGAGGUGAAAAGAGACCAAGUGAAAGGGGUGCAAGUUCUAAUCCAUCUAAAAAGGGGAAGUUUCAAGAUCAAGGAAGGAAGGAUAAGUCGAAAGGUGGAAUUACUCCUUGCAAGACUUGUGGAAAACUCCAUACUGGAGAGUGUUUGUUGGGCAAAAAGGGGUGCUACAAAUGCGGUAAGGAGGGGUAUUCAUCUUAUCAAUGCCCGAACAACCCGAAGACUUGUUUCAAUUGUUUUGAAAGGGGGCAAAUCAAAUCAGAAUGCCCAAAACUUCAGCAAGAAUCGAAAAAGGAAGAUAAGAAGCAAGAGGGUUCAAGGGCUAAGGGAAGGAUGUUUCAAAUCACGUCCGAAGAAGCCAAGUCCCAUCCGAAUGUGGUCUCAGGUAUAUUUCUAUUAAACUCCAUACCGGUUUAUGUCUUAUUUGAUACCGGAGCCACUAUGUCAUUUAUCUCAAAUGAAAUUGUACAACAUCCUUCCUUUAAAGUUAACGAAUGUCGAUGCCCUUAG